AUGGGCCCCUUCUACCCUGCACUCCCAGCCAUGACAAAGCUUGGCCUGUGGUGGCUCCUUCUGAUUCCAGCAGCGCAGGCGCCACAAGCCCGCCCCGGCCAAGCGGAGGACCGGCUCUUCAAACACCUCUUUAGGGGCUACAACCGCUGGGCGCGGCCGGUGCCAAACACCUCAGACGUGGUCAUCGUGCGCUUUGGGCUGUCCAUCGCCCAGCUCAUCGAUGUGGAUGAGAAGAACCAAAUGAUGACCACCAACGUCUGGCUAAAGCAGGAGUGGAGCGACCACAAACUGCACUGGAAUCCGGCCGAUUUCGGCAACGUCACAUCCCUCCGGGUCCCAUCAGAGAUGAUCUGGAUCCCCGACAUUGUCCUCUACAACAAUGCAGAUGGGGAGUUUGCAGUGACCCACAUGACCAAGGCCCACCUCUUCUCCACGGGCGUCGUGCACUGGGUGCCCCCGGCCAUCUACAAGAGCUCCUGCAGCAUCGACGUCACCUUCUUCCCCUUCGACCAGCAGAACUGCAAGAUGAAGUUCGGCUCCUGGACGUACGACAAGGCCAAGAUCGACCUGGAGCAGAUGGAGCAGACGGUGGACCUGAAGGACUACUGGGAGAGCGGCGAGUGGGCCAUCGUCAACGCCACGGGCACCUACAACAGCAAGAAGUACGACUGCUGCACCGAGAUCUACCCUGACGUCACUUACUACUUUGUCAUCCGGCGCCUGCCUCUCUUCUACACCAUCAACCUCAUCAUCCCCUGCCUGCUCAUCUCCUGCCUGACCGUGCUCGUCUUCUACCUGCCCUCCGACUGCGGGGAGAAGAUCACCCUGUGCAUCUCUGUGCUGCUCUCGCUCACGGUCUUCCUCCUGCUCAUCACCGAGAUCAUCCCCUCCACCUCCCUGGUCAUCCCGCUCAUCGGCGAGUACCUGCUCUUCACCAUGAUCUUCGUCACCCUGUCCAUCAUCAUCACGGUCUUUGUGCUCAAUGUCCACCACCGCUCCCCCAAAACCCACAAUAUGCCCCACUGGGUGAAGGUGGCCUUUCUCGGUUGUGUGCCCCGGUGGCUUCUGAUGAACCGGCCCCUGCCACCCUUGGAGCUCCAUGACCCUCCAGAUCUGAAGCUCAGCUCCUCCUAUCACUGGCUGGAGACCAAUGUGGAUGCAGAAGAGAGGGAGGAGGAAGAGGAGGAGGAAGACAGAUGGGUGACAUCCCCCUCCAUAGGUGUCCUCUACAGCCAUGGUGGUCUGCACCCAGAGGUCUUGGGUCCCAAGGUGGAGGCUCACUUGCAGAAGGGUGGGCCGCUGCUGUCACCUCGCAUGCUGAAGGCACUGGAAGGCGUGCACUUUAUUGCUGAUCACCUGCGGUCUGAGGAUGCUGACUCUUCAGUAAAGGAAGACUGGAAGUAUGUGGCCAUGGUCAUUGACAGGAUAUUCCUCUGGCUGUUUAUCAUCGUCUGCUUCCUGGGGACCGUGGGACUCUUUCUUCCUCCGUAUCUGGCUGGAAUGAUCUGA
Pteropus alecto (black flying fox) is the source of this 1509-nucleotide messenger RNA. RefSeq names its product cholinergic receptor nicotinic alpha 2 subunit (gene CHRNA2). Bases 1 to 1509 code for a protein of 502 amino acids. Gene Ontology annotation, molecular function: transmembrane signaling receptor activity; acetylcholine-gated monoatomic cation-selective channel activity. The transcript has 6 exons. The record is from RefSeq and is a predicted model, not a curated record. Gene Ontology annotation, cellular component: postsynaptic membrane; synapse; neuron projection. Gene Ontology annotation, biological process: signal transduction; nervous system process; chemical synaptic transmission. NCBI's taxonomy places the organism in Eukaryota, Metazoa, Chordata, Mammalia, Chiroptera, Pteropodidae.